GUAUAACGUCAUUUCUCGGCAAAUCGCAAUGGAUCGUGUAGAGUGAGUGCGUCAGUGCGACUUUACGAAUAUUGUGAAUAUAGUGUAGUUGCUCUCGCCCAUGGUUGCUAAAAGACGAAUUCAUAGUUUGUUUACAAUUUCGUGAGCACUGAGUAAUUACUACAACAACAGCAACAAAAGCAAGAAAAAGCAGGCGCAUCGCCAGCAACAACAACAUUACUGUAAUUUUUUAGUGAUGUCAUCAGAAGUUUCGUUUCGUGGUCGUUGUCGUCGUAGUUGUCGACGUAGUUUGAAAAUUUCUGUUGCCAAUAUUUUCCAAGCGAAAUUUAUUUGCUCUAUCUAAUGUUCUCUAGGAUACAAUAUCAUCAUCACCACUGUCUUAUUAGCUUGCUUAAAUACCUGCUCGUAUACCAUAGAACAUUGGGAACAUCCAAAUCAAAGAAAUUAAAACCACACCAAAGGACGAUAUUAGUCAGCCGCAACCAUUAAUAGUUUUGCUUUUCGUAGUAGCGUCAAUACUACAAUUUCGCAUCUUUUUGGGUUGCCCUCAUAACAAAAAAAAAUUGUCAAGCUGAAGCAGUUGUCGCAAGACGUGACGGUGCUGUUGAAAAUUAAAAAAAUGAACAGCAUCGGUGAGGAGAACGGCAACUCGAGCAACAUUGAGGAAGGUCACAAUUUGACGACUAGCUCAACGCAACACCAAAGCAACAACUCCUCGAAUUCAACCGCCGGCAAUAGUGUAGCAACAUCGUCAACAGCGAAUGUGGCCACAGUGUUGACCACAACUGCGAAUGCACAAUAUCCAUUAGCGCCAGUGCACAAUCUACAGCAAAUGCAGUCUGUAAUUCAGGCAGCCAAUCAGUCGUCAGUCAUUCAAACAGCCGCCACAAAUGCGAUGCCUGUGGUAUCGCCGGCGGCGACAGGGCCCAAGGGUGUACUAUAUGUGAAUAAACCGCCAAGUACAACGGUCAUACACACAACAUCAGGCAGUGGUGUACAACUCCCUCCAAAUUUUCAAUGUAAGAUCAAACCCGAACCAAUUACACAACACCUCGAUACCAAUAGUGAGGACAGUCUCACAGAUGACGAUUCACCGCAGCGACGAAUAGAGCUCACACGAAGACCAUCGUAUCAUAAAAUUUUCACCGAAAUUAGUGGACCUGAUAUAACAGGUGGAGCGACUUUGCAAAUGUCAGAUACUGGUGGAUUACCUACGUUACCGGGCACGGUGGGCAGUACAAGUGGCACACUAAUACAAUUGCCGCCGGACAACGCGCCAACAUUUUACAUACCUCAUAGGAUUCCAUAUAAUACUAAUAAUAGUGGCAUAGCUGAAGAUCAAACGCGAAAGCGAGAGAUACGUUUACAGAAAAAUCGUGAGGCAGCGCGCGAGUGUCGGCGUAAAAAGAAGGAAUACAUAAAGUGCCUGGAAAAUCGUGUGGCGGUGCUUGAGAACCAAAAUAAAGCGCUCAUUGAAGAAUUGAAGUCACUCAAAGAGCUCUAUUGUCAAACGAAGAUCGAUUGAGAAAGGCAGGAGGACGACGAGGACGACCAUGCGGUUGAGGCGAAGGUGGCGGCUUCGGCUGAUUAUGAAGACAACGACGACGGCAAUGUCGACAAAA
Molecule: messenger RNA, 1622 nt
Organism: Anastrepha ludens (Mexican fruit fly)
Lineage: Eukaryota; Metazoa; Arthropoda; Insecta; Diptera; Tephritidae
Gene: CrebB
Product: cyclic AMP response element-binding protein B
Exons: 6
Coding region: 620-1525 (301 amino acids)
Biological process (GO): regulation of transcription by RNA polymerase II
Cellular component (GO): transcription regulator complex; nucleus
Molecular function (GO): protein binding; RNA polymerase II cis-regulatory region sequence-specific DNA binding; DNA-binding transcription factor activity, RNA polymerase II-specific
Source: RefSeq, a predicted model, not a curated record